AACUAUUUGCCGUGAUCUGAAUAGGUUUAUGUUUUCUCCGAGUUGGAAUUAGGCAUCUGAGCAUCUCAGUCAACUCACAUCUCUUCUUUUGGAAAAAGACCCUAAUAAAUUCUUGCUUCUGGUGGUGAAUUCCAUCUUCAAUUUACACACAUCUGGGUACUAAGGUGUUUCUCUCAAUUCUCAAACCCUAGAAUUCUUUAAUUUCUAGUAACUAUGAAUAGCUGGAUUCCCAAAAAUGUUAUCGAACCCAAAACCGAAAAUGCGGAAUCUUCUGAGACGCAGCCGUUGAUGUCUGACGCUUUCACUUCCCAACUUAGGAAGAUGAUACGGUCGGAGGUAGAUGCCGUUAUGUCUAGAUCAUUGCUUCUUAAGGAGGCUUCACAUGAAUCAAGGAGUUUGCAAUUGCAUUUUGAGCACCAAAGUCAAUUAUCUAAAACCAUUUUCACUGGGAGAAAGUUGCAAGACCAAGGGAUUUCAUUGCAAGUAGUACUGAGAGAUGAUUCUGGGAAUGUUGUACAAGUUGGUGCUGAAUCUUCCAUAAAAAUCAAGAUUGUUGCUCUAAAUAAAGAUAUAUUAACAGGAGAUGACUCGAUUGAAAGUUAUAUUCUCCUGGGGAGGGAAGGCAAAAGACCCCUCUUAGUGGGAAAUUGUGUAAUCACUUUAAGCAAAGGAGUUGCAAAUAUUGAUAAUAUUUUGUUCACAGAUAAUUCAAGUUGGGUUAGAAGUAAGCAAUUCAGAUUAGGGGCUAAAGUUGUGGGAAGUGUUCAUGGAGUGACUAUAAAGGAAGCAGUAAGUGAACCUUUUAUGGUUAAAGAUCAUCGUGGAGAGAGUUACCGGAAAAUGGAGACUCCAGGCCCAGCUGAUGAGGUGUGGCGCUUGCGUCGCAUUGCAAAAGGUGGAAAAGUUAACAAAAGAUUGGCAGAUACAAACAUCAACACAGUGGACGAUCUACGAAAAGCGUAUCUUGCAGAUGCGGUUAAACUUAAGAAAAUUCUUCGAGUUUCAGACAAGAAAUUUGAAGACAUUGUUGAACAUGCUAUGUUAGGGUAUUCAAAUAUUAACCAAUCUGAAUACCUUACUGGUGCACAUGAGGGAAAUUACCAAACACCUCCUGAGUAUGAAAACUUGAAUGAUUUUGUCAAUGAGAACAUGUCCUGGGGAGGGAAGCCAAGCCGAUGGAAGAUUUUGUCAGUGGUCCUAUGGGCCAUAGUAAAGAUGAGAGUUUUAGUCAGAGAAAAACACAAUAUGAUGAUGCUUUACUGCCUUCUUUUUGGCGACAACUAUGAGUUUGAAAGAGAGAAAGUGGUUCAAUUGUGGAUGGCAGCGGGGUUUAUAAAGGAGGAGCCUUUGGAGGAAAAUGGUAAUCGUAUCUUCAAUAUUUUCUUGGACAGAGAUUAUAUUAUACCUUCUAAGGUUAACAUUUCGAGGCAAACUAGGUUGUUUAAAGUGAAUUUGGAACUGGUAUCUGAUGUUUUUGCUAGGGUGGAAUCAAUCAAAGGCUUUAAAAUGAGCAUAGAGGAUGGCGAUGUUAUGGCCAAUCAAUUUGCUGAUUCCUGGCAUAUAUCCGUGCAGUCUAGCAACAUUAACUUAGCAACUUUUGAGUCAUUGAAGAAAUUUGGCAGGCUAAAAACGCUGCUAUUUCUCAAUAGCUCUCUUUUAACACGAGUAGCAUCAGAUUUCUUUUCUACUUUUAAGUUGCUUACAGCACUGGAUUUGAGUGGGAGUUGUAUAACAGAGCUACCUAGUACUAUCCAGGAUGCGACAGAAUUGCGUUAUGUCGAUCUUUCAUGGACAGAGAUCAAUAGAUUGCCGCAGUCUAUAGUUUACUUGCAAAAAUUGCAGACCUUGAGGCUUAAAGGGUGUAUGAAUCUUUUUGAGCUACCUGAGAGAAUGAAAGAGCUCAUUAGUCUUCGCCAUCUAGAUUUUGAUGUUCUUGGCCAAUUGAAUUUGAUGCCGAGAGGAAUAGGACAUCUGACCGAGCUUCGAACAUUACCUGCAUUUAUUGUUGAUGAGGAGAUAAUUAAUGGAGAAAAAUGUUGCAAUAUUAAAGAGUUGAAGCAUAUGAAUAAUCUAUCUGGAGAACUUUGCAUCUCAGGGUUGGAGCAACUUAGUUCAGAGGAUGCACAAGAAGCAGCUUUGAUUGAUAAAAAUCGCCUGAAGUAUCUAGAACUAAGGUGGAGUGAUGUCGUUAACUAUGUUCAAGAGAAGGAACUAGUCCGAGUUCUUGAAGAUUUGAAACCAAAUUCAUGUUUGGAAGAGUUGAAGAUUAUAUGUUUUCCCGGAGAAUCUCUCCCAAAUUGGAUUGGGGAUGAACAAUAUCAAAAGUUAGUUAGUAUUACUUUAUACAAGUGUGAGAACUGCUCCAACUUCCCCUAUUUGGGCCGCCUGCCUAAACUCAAAAAUUUGGAAAUAGUGGAAAUGAAUGGUGUCAAUCAAAUUGAUCACUUUUGCGGCGAUGACAAAAACUGUGCAGCAUUCCCUUUGUUGGAGAAGCUAUCAAUUGAUGGCAUGUACAGUGUGGAGGCAAUAACAAAUGGGAACUUUGCUUGCCUUGUCAAACUGAGCUUGAGUCGGUGUCCCAGCCUAACAACACUCUCCUCAUUUCCUAGGUGUCAAUCUCUCAAGUGUGUGGAAAUAACAGACUGUCCGCUGCUCAAAUAUUUGCCUGAAGAAAUAUUGUCUUCCCUGCUAGAGAGUCUAGUUAUAGAUGCUUGUCCUUUACUCAGUGAAACGUACUCGAAGGGAGGGGAACAUUCACAUGAGAUAGAGCAUGUGACAAAUGUAUGGAUUGAAUUGGAGCAGACUCAAUCUAGCGAUGAAUGCUCUACUGAAGAUGAUAGUUCCACGAAAGAUGCACAUUCAGAUGACAUGCUUGAUGAAGAUGAUUGAGUUAUUAGCCUUAUAGCAAAUGUAGAGCAUUUUUGCCGCCUGCCUUUUCAUUGUAUGUGGAUCACAUGGCAUAAAACACUCAAAGCAAAGGCGCCGCUUGACAUCGUCCUUUGUUUAAGAACGUCUUUCAAUAUAUUUGUAUAAAUUUUCGUCAUUUUUUCAUUUGGGUCUUGAGAUUUUCUUAUCAAAAGUUCAGUUUGACCUCAAACUUAUCACGAUUCGUUUUGACCCCUUUUACAAGAUUUUUCUUUUGGCACGGUGAUGAAGCUGAAGAUUAGUUUCAAGGAGAGGCGAUGUACAUAACUGUUAGAUUUAUUACCUUUUUCCUUUUACCAACAUUGUAUAUUUACGAUUUACCAACAUAAUUUUGUGGGAUAUAAAUUAGUUAAGGUUUGUUUUAUC
Molecule: messenger RNA, 3291 nt
Organism: Beta vulgaris subsp. vulgaris (sugar beet)
Lineage: Eukaryota; Viridiplantae; Streptophyta; Magnoliopsida; Caryophyllales; Amaranthaceae
Product: putative disease resistance RPP13-like protein 1
Exons: 7
Coding region: 214-2889 (891 amino acids)
Biological process (GO): regulation of salicylic acid biosynthetic process
Cellular component (GO): nucleus
Molecular function (GO): calmodulin binding; DNA-binding transcription factor activity; sequence-specific DNA binding
Source: RefSeq, a predicted model, not a curated record